AUGUUGAGGCACGAUACCACGUUUCUCCCCAGUCUUGACUCCCCCGCUGCAGGCUCACGACUGCAUGAAACCUUAUCGCCUGACUCUCAAUUGAACGAGCCAGCUGUUUUUGGAGAGCUUGCAACAUCCGUACCAAGUGGGAAAAGUGUAUCAUCGAGAGGCUCUUCCUCGUCCCCUGUGAGGAAGUUCUUCCACUUAUGGCCACCGCUACGGGAGUUUCCUCAAUGGUAUUGGUCAAGAUUCAAUGGUUAUGAUCAGUCAAAGAGUGUCUACGGAUUUUAUCCUUCGUGGGACUUGGUUGUAACCUUUCUCUUUGUCUGCAUAACGAUGAUUAUGUUCUCCUUAAUAGAAUUCUAUGCCUUUCACCCCUUUAUGAAGAAUUUGAAGAUAUUUAUUCCUGCCUUUGGUGCCAGUACAACUGUGGUUUUCUGCGCACCUUUGUCACCUUCAGCACAACCAAGGUCUUUAUUUUGUUCUCAUAUUGCUGCAGCGAUUAUUGGAGUUUCGCUCUCAAAUAUAUUUCAGUUUGUACCCAAUGAGUCAUUUGGAUUCAAAUGUGCUGGUGCUGUUGCAGUAGGGGUACACUUAGUUUUCAUGUCUCUAACUAACACGAUGCACCCACCAGCUAGCGCAACUUGUGUUACAGCUGCUCUUAAUCCACUGAAUACGUACUAUAAUGAUCAUGGAUUUUUAUUUGUUGUUUUUCCAGUCAUCAGUGGAUGUGUUCUUUUGUUUCUUUGCGCAUGGUUGAUGAAUAAUCUACUGGAAAGACGUUCUCCAUACCCAAAAUACUGGUGGUGA
Molecule: messenger RNA, 801 nt
Organism: Trypanosoma theileri
Lineage: Eukaryota; Euglenozoa; Kinetoplastea; Trypanosomatida; Trypanosomatidae
Product: HPP family protein
Exons: 1
Coding region: 1-801 (266 amino acids)
Source: RefSeq, a predicted model, not a curated record